This is a messenger RNA of Paramecium sonneborni, 5714 nucleotides long. Lineage: Eukaryota; Ciliophora; Oligohymenophorea; Peniculida; Parameciidae. The record is from the annotation of a GenBank genome assembly.
AUGUUUAAUUCAUUGAUUAUCAUAAUCAAUGCUUUUAUUUUAACUAUUCUAUUUUGUCCAGUAUGGAUUAAGUGGUUAGCAAGGUUGCAUAAGAAAGUCCUAGCUCUCAAUUAUUCCUACAUACCAUUUACACUUUACAAUAUGGAAUUAAGAUAUUAAUACAAAAAACAUAUAAUAGUUGUUGUAAACAUAGCACGUAUACAAAUUUAAAAAGUUCCCAAUGUAUGGAGAUUCAAUGUCAAUAUCACCGAUCUGAAUUUACGGUUUAUUCCCAAUCAGCCAAUCAAAAUUGGCUUUUAAUUUGAAGAGUAAUUGUAUAUGGAAAGGCUCCAAUCUAAAUUCCUAUCAUAUACACAAUAAAAAAUACAACAUCGUAAAACCAAGCAUAUCCCAUUCCUAUCAUUAUUAUUGGAAUCCUCAGCAAUUAAUUGUCUUUUUCUAACGCUCUCUCGGUUAAAUAUUCAUUUCAAUUAAAUCAAUGCCACCUUACCAAAACUUAAUUCUAAAGAGAAGGAUUUACCAGAAAUGACUUUAAAUCUAGGAUAAACUUCAAUAGCAUUACAUCUUAAUCAAAAUGGUCAUCUAUAGUGGAAACUCAAUAGUGAAGGGGCUAAUAUGGGAUAAUGUUUCACAAUUACUUCAAUUAAUUUAAAUGCUAUCACUAAGCCUGGGUUAUUAAUUGAUCUAUUAGAAGAACACAGUUAUAUUGAUGUUAACAUUUAAGAAGUAAGAUGGUAUUGUAAAAGUGAAUACUUUUAUACAAUGGAUGUUUUAGCCAAUGAAUUUUGGGCAAGACCUGACAUUAAUAAAAUUCUUAAAAGACAAUUUAAUGAAAAAGGAUUCAUGUUUUUAGGAAAACCAAGAGAAAUGAAUCUUAAUUUUGCUUCUUUUAAAAUUGAAUUUAGUAUCUUCAAUGAUUCAGAUAAUGAAAAAAAGAAUUCAUUUAACAUUUUAACUCAAAAGUUCUAUAAAUAUACUCAAAAUAAACUUGUUUUUGAAUGGCAACAAUUAAAAUAUUAUGGAUAAUUUAACAUUGUUGAUACAGAUUAAACUAAAAAAGGAGUGAUCUAAUGCAAAUAAUUUACAAUAAAUACUUUAUAAGAAGAUAUUAGAUUUGAAGAUAUUAAUUGGAAUAUUGAAUCUAUUUCCAGCAAUACGGUUCAUUCUAAUGAUAAUACAAAAAAUUUAAUCAGAUUUGGUGAUCUUAUUAUUAAUUUAUCUCCAUAACUGAUUAAAUUUUUUACUCUUAUUUAGACUGAAUUAGCAUCAGAAUUCAGAGUUGCUUUAAUAGAAAAUUAUGAAUAAAGUAAAUAUUUUAAAAAAUAUAAUCAUAUUGCUAAGGAGAUGUGUUGUGAAUUCUUGCAUAUAGAUUUAAACAGUGCAUUAAGUACUUCAUAUGAUUUUUUAAUUACUAAUAAAUUUUAAAUUAAUUUAAUCUACGAUGGCACAAUUAUUAAUUCAAUCACUAUUAAUAAAUUCCAUUAUAUUUCAAGCGAAGGAGAUGUUAAUGAAUCCUAAAUUUAAUUUAACAACUGCCAUAUUGCUAGUAAUAUUAGUAAAACUGAUGGGUUUAUACAAGAUUUUAAAAUGUAAACAAAUCCUUAAGUGGUCAAUUACACUUUUAAUACAUUUCAUUUAUUGGUUGAAUAAACAAACAUAGAAAAAAUUUUAAGGAUUUAUUAACUAUAAAAAAUUUUUCAAAUAUAGUUAUCCAAAUUUACAUCAUUCAAAUUAACACCUUUAGAAAAAAAAAAAUCUAAAGCCAAAAAACCAAUUAUAAAAGAUAAAGUUUUUAAUUGUUAAGAAGUUAGUCUCAAAUAUUUAUCUGAACCUUUUUUGGCUGAAAUAAAUUUAAAAGAAAUUAAUACUUAGGAUCCCAAUAACAUUGAUUUAAAUUAAUUCUCAAUAAAAUUUUAAAAUUCCUCCUUAUUUGUUAUAGAUUAAAUUUAAACAAAAAAUAGUGAUCAAUAAAUGUAAAUUAAUAUUAAGUCUGCAAAACUCAAUUUUGAAGAAGAAGUUAGAGAUAUUAAUGUGUUUUUAUCUCGCAUUAAAUAAAUGAAUAUUAUUGUGUCUAGGAAAUAGAUUUUUGAUAUUAAUUAAGAGGAAAUUGAUACUUCAUAGUAUAAAAAAAGAAGAUCUUCACAUGAUGGUGUUCUUAAAAAAAUGCCAAAUGAUUUAGAUUAAACUACAAAAUUAAGAUCAAUAUUUAGUAAAAAUACAAAUUUAAAUAUUUAAAGUUUUGAUAUCCUUAUUUAAGAUACAAAAUUAAAUGAUGCAUUGUGUAGAUAUAGAAGAUUUUAAGAAAAGUUUGAAACAAUUAAAAGUAGAUAGAAUGAAAGUAGAGUAUUAGAAGGUUUGAAAACUUAACAAUCAUACCCUUUAUUACAUUUUAAAUUUUAGAAUCUCAAUUUAAAAUUUAAAAAAUAGAAUUUAUCUGUCAAUUAAGUACUCGAUAAGAUUACAAAAUUAGAUUCUCAUCCAACGCAAUUAGAUUAAUCUUUUUUUGAAUAUUUUGAGUUAGCUAAUUGUGAAAUUUAAUUAGAAUAAAUAAAAAUAUGUAUUAGAGAUUAUAAGCUUAAUUUACUUGAUAUAAGAGGUAUAAAAUUAAAUACUUUUUUAUGUAUUUCUAGAUUGAAUACAUAAAAUAUAUAGAUAGGUUUGAGAGUAUUUUAUGAUGUAAGUUUAGAAAUAAAAUAAUUUUAAAUAGCAGCAGGAUUAAAUUUAGUAUUUGCAUUUAGAGAAAUUUCUAAUAGAAUUAAUUAUAUAAUGGGUUAAAGUGCUAAUUAAAUAUAAAAUAAAGUUAUGAUAAAAGAGUAAUUAGCUUUUUGGGAUAGAUUUAGAUUAAAAUUUCAUGGAAAAUUGCACUUUUAAUUAGACCAUUUAAUUUUAUAGAUUACAACAGAUAUUUUACCUUAUUCAAUUGAUUGCAUAAAAUUAUCAUCUAAGUUAAUAAAUAUUGAAUUUUUAAAUUGGACAUUAAAAGGAUAAGCUGACAAGUUGAAAUUAAGUAGAGUACCAAAAAUCUAGAAAGUUCUGUAUAUUCCAAGAAUUCAGAUGGUAACUGAAUUCAAUUGGUUUGCUUAAAAGGAUUAAUAUGAUCAUUAUUUUUAUAUGAGAAAACCAUAUUUUAAUUAGAUAAAUGAUAGCUUAAAUGAUUUUAUAAGUCAAUAAUUACAGAUUGAAGUAAAAGUAGAUUGUAUUUAAUAUGAACAUUAUUAAGAAUCAAAUUUUAGAGAUUAAUAAAAGCAUUGUUUUUUUAUUCAUUACUAAAAUCAAUUUAUGAGAUGGUUAAAGAAUAGACCAAUAUUGAGACAUGAUGUAUUAAGAAUGUUUUCUGUUAAAAUAAAUUAAUUACCAUAAGUAAUGGAUAAUCAUGUAUCUGAAAUGGAUUGGAACAUGUAUGCAGAUUAUAAAACAUUAGUAAAUUAUACUUAUAUAAAAUUAAUGGAAUCAUUAAUGAUUAAAUAAUCAUUAUUUUAACAUACAAAGAAGAUAAGUAUAAGAGUCUAUUCAAAUAAAUUUAGAAUGUUUUUUACAAAUUCAGAAAAACCAGUAUCACAUAGUGAAACAUUUUUAAAGCAUAAAGAUGUUCCAUUUAUAGGAUUUUAAACAUUAUUUUAAUCAUUAAAAGUUAAUAUUUAAUUAGAACCAAAUCGAAUAGAUUAAGAAUGGAGAUUUGAAGUUUAAUCAAUAGCAGCAAAAUGUGAUUAAUUAGUAUCUUCAAUGUUUGAUGGAAAAUAGAUGUUAGAUAUGGAAUAACCUGAACCUUUGAGUCAAUAAGAAUAAUUUGUAAAUUUCUUUGAUAUUCAACCAGUAGAUUAUUAUUAAAGUGAAUUAAAUUAAUCAUAAAAUUUGUAAAACAUGACUUUUCAUGAACUAAAGAAAUUAAAGAAAUUCCUUAAAUAACCUUUCAUUAUAAAUACAACACUUACUCCAUAAUAUCAUUUAUUUAAUUUAUAAACAGAUUAAUCGUAUUUGGAAGAUUCAAUUGAAGAUGUUAAAAUAAGAGGAAGAGCAUCAGGUGUUUAAAUUAAACCAUAAGUUAAAAAUGAAUUUGGUGCCUUUGAUAUUUUCUUGAUAGCUAAAUAAUUAGAAUAUAAAUAAAAUUAAAAAAUAUAAUUAUAGGAUGAAGAUGAUGAAAGCAAUACAAUAACAACUUAGAAAAUAAUAAAAAAUUUUAUUUCUGCUUUAAAUAGUUAAUUACUAUUUACAUUUUAUUUAUAAGAAAUUUGGGGUAAUGUUUUUGAGAGUCUUGAAAUUCCGUAAAAUAAGGAGACAAAAUAAAACUUUGAUAUGUAAUUUGAUUAAACAAAGCCUAAAGCAUAUAGUAGAGAAGAAUUAAUAUUAAUGGUUUCUUUAGUUAAUCCUUAAUUUAAUUUCUAAUAUCACAAUGCUAAUUGUUAAAUGAUCUUAACAUCUCCAAAAGAUUGUUAAAUUAUAAUGUCAGAAUAUAUUCUUCCAUUUGAUAAUUAAGAAAUCGAUAAAAAGUCAGUUACUAAAUUAAUAUUUAAUGGAUUAGAUUGUUAAGUUUUAUAAAAACAUUUAGAUGCUAAAUAAACUGUAAGAUUUUUAAGUCAAGAUUAUGAAAAAAUUAUUAAAUGUGAUUAUGCUCUUUUUUAGAUUUAAAAUUAUUAAUUAAGAGAAAAUCCAAGGGAUUUUACAGAAAUCUUUUCAUUUAAUAAUAAGAAACAUAAUCCUAAUUAUUGGAAUUAGGAAUUAAGAAGACCUAUAGUAUAAGUAAAAGUUGGAUAAUUAAAUGCAACUAUGAAAAAAUAUUAAUUAGAUUAAUUCUUAGAUAUGUUAACUUUCAUGGAAAUGGCAGUUACAACAAAAAAUGAAUUUGAAAAUAAGGAGAGAUUUUUUAGAAACAAAUUAAAAGAAUUAAAUUAAUAUGGUAGUAAAUAAAUUGAUCAACUGAUUAAAAAGAAGAUCUCAGAAAAUCUUGAACAUUAUGGUUCAGAAAAAUCAAAACUAGAUUAUGCAAUUAAAGAAAGUAGUCUAUCUUUAUUAGAUGAAUCAGAAGUUAGCUUUAUAUUAUUCAAUAUUAGAUAAAUUAGAAUAAUAGAGACAGUUUUUGAAAAUGAUAGUCACAAAAUAGAUAUUCUUCUUUAGGAUAUGGAUGCAAUUAACAAAAUAGAAUAGGAUUCUGAUUAUAAGAUGGUAUUAAGUUAGGAAUUAAAAGAAUCUAAAUAACAACCAUUUUUCAGAAUGAUUAAAAGGUUUUACCCACUUUAAAUCUACUAAUAAAAAUGGUUUGUAAUAGAUUAACAUGAUAUAAAAAUGAAUCCUUUGACAAUUAUUUUAACGGAUGAAUUAUAUGAUUAAUUUUAUAACUAUUUCUUUGGUGAUGAAGUUGCUUAAAGAAAUAAUCGAUUGAGUAUAGAAAAGAAAGAAUAAAUGAAAUGUAUUUUUAUUAUUAUUAUUAUUUAUUAGCUGCAAUGGAAAAUAUAUCUAAAUAAAUACCAGAUUAUUUCCAUUCAUUAUAAGUUAGUGAACUCAAAUUAGUUGCCACCUUCAAACAUCCAUCCAAAAUUAAGAGAUUUAAAGAUGUUACUAUUCAAUUAGAACCAUAUAAAUCUCCUAAAUAGUUCACUACUACAAAAGAAGUAAAUAAUUUAUCAUAUUGUUAGCAAUUUGAUGAAUUUGCAGCUUUUGUUCUAAAACAAAUUUCCACAUAGAUAUUCUCAAUUAUAGGAUAAAAGCUCUUUGGAUGA